AUGAGUCCGGCACUUGGAAUCCCUUUGCUUCUCCUGUGUACAUUCUCAUUAGCAAGUGGCAACCUGAUCCAGUUUGCUGACAUGGUCCGGCAGGUAACGGGCAAGCUUCCAUCGGUUUUUUUCAAUGGGUAUGGAUGCUACUGUGGAGUGGGAGGCUCCAAGCAACCUCUGGAUGAAACUGACUGGUGUUGCCAUGCCCAUGACUGUUGCUAUGGAAAGAUGUCAUCGCUCGGCUGCAACCCCAAAUUGGAGACUUAUUCCUACUUUUUCUCGAAAGGGGCCUUAUUUUGCAGCGGGAAAACCAUGUGCCUUCGGAUGAUCUGUGAGUGUGAUAAAGCAGCUGCCCUUUGUUUCCAUAGAGCUGCCAAGACCUACCGCAUCAGAAAUGUCUAUUACCCAAACAUUUUCUGCUGGGGGGCCACUCCUCCUUGCUAG
Messenger RNA from Euleptes europaea (tarantolino), 435 nucleotides. Its product is annotated as group IIE secretory phospholipase A2-like. Bases 1 to 435 code for a protein of 144 amino acids. Gene Ontology annotation, biological process: arachidonate secretion; negative regulation of T cell proliferation; lipid catabolic process. Gene Ontology annotation, molecular function: calcium ion binding; phospholipid binding. The record is from RefSeq and is a predicted model, not a curated record. The transcript is spliced from 4 exons. Lineage: Eukaryota; Metazoa; Chordata; Lepidosauria; Squamata; Sphaerodactylidae.